Messenger RNA from Emericellopsis cladophorae, 426 nucleotides. RefSeq lists its product as uncharacterized. Gene Ontology annotation, biological process: actin filament debranching; negative regulation of Arp2/3 complex-mediated actin nucleation. The transcript is spliced from 4 exons. Gene Ontology annotation, molecular function: Arp2/3 complex binding; actin binding. The record is from RefSeq and is a predicted model, not a curated record. Gene Ontology annotation, cellular component: actin cortical patch. Bases 1 to 426 code for a protein of 141 amino acids. Lineage: Eukaryota; Fungi; Ascomycota; Sordariomycetes; Hypocreales; Bionectriaceae.
AUGGCCUCUGAAUCGAGACUAUACACCUUCUCGGGGGAGAGCAAAGAGCACCUGCGCAAAUUCCGCCUCACGACCUCGCGUGCCAAAGAGCCCCAAGCAGUCAUUUACCUGAUCGACAAGAACACUCACGAGAUCCGCCAAGACGAGGACAAGGUCGUCUACAAAUCCCUCGACGAGGUGGCCGAUGACCUGCCGGAUCAUGCGCCGCGAUUCGUGCUUUUGAGCUACCCCCUGACCCUGCCGGACGGGCGUAUGUCAGUGCCAUACGUGCUCCUCUACUACCUCCCGAUCACAUGUAACGCCGAGACGCGAAUGCUGUACGCCGGCGCGAAGGAACUGAUGCGGAAUACAAGCGAGGUCGGACGGGUCAUUGACGUAGAGUCAACGGAAGACCUGGAGGAUAUCCCAAAGAAGCUGGAAGGGUAA